UUAUUAUGUUGUGUAUUCUACGACCAACCGGAACAAGCUUACUGUGAGCAGUAUCUAAGUACCUUAACAAAGCAAAUAAGUAUCAGUCCUGUUUAAAUAUGAACCGAAUUUUCGGUCGGAGCAAACAAACGCCUACUCCUAACCUUUCUGACUGCGUAGGCAAUGUGGAUACGAGGAUCGAGUCCAUCGAUAAGAAAAUAGCGAGAAUCGACGCAGAGCUAAUGAAGUAUAAGGACCAAAUGAAAAAGAUGAGGGAUGGACCCUCAAAAAAUACAGUGAAACAGAAGGCGAUGAGAGUACUGAAACAAAAGAGAAUGUAUGAAGGUCAAAGAGAUCAGCUUUCCCAGCAGUCAUUUAAUAUGGAACAAGCCAACUAUACAAUCCAGUCUUUAAGGGACACCAAAACAAUAGUGGAGGCUAUGAAGAUUGGAGCAAAAGAAAUGAAGAAAGCAUAUAAACAAGUGAAGAUGGAUCAGAUUGAAGACCUGCAGGAUCAACUGGAGGACAUGAUGGAAGAGGCCAACGAGGUGCAGGAAGCUCUCAGUCGCAGCUAUGGCACUCCAGAGAUCGAUGAGGAUGAGCUAGAAGCAGAGCUGGAUGCUCUGGGAGAUGAGUUACUGCUGGAUGAUGACAGCUCUUACUUAGAUGAAGCCUCGUCUGCACCCUCGAUUCCUGAAGGAAUGCCCAGCGACACUAAAACCAAUAAGGAUGGCGUUCUGGUCGAUGAGUUUGGCCUACCACAGAUCCCUGCCACAUAAGAAUCUGUUCUCUGAUCAGUGUUUUGUUUAUUGGUGGAGGACGUUUUUCUUGUACUGAUGGUAUUGAACAUGUGUUCUAUUCAUUGCCCAGUCUAGCACAUGGUAUUGUACAUGAAGCGUGAUUUUCCAGUUUUGUUUAGAAUUUGGUCACGUAAACACGUUCGCCUGAUUUCGACGAGAUUACAGUUUUUAGAUAUCCAAUUAAAACACCUGGCAUAUCCUUUAGUAAUCAGAAUUUUGGAUCACCUACUUUCCCUUGUAUCUGAACAUACCUAUUUAUUAAUGCAUGUCCAAACCAAAAUAAUUUUGGAUGAUAAUUUUUGAGAUACAAACAGUUUGGGAAAGUCGAGUUUUGAAUAAAUGUUUAUUUAUUUAUUUAUUUUAACAAAACAUUAUAAACAUUAAAACAUCUCACUCUUGAGUGUUGUUACAUAUUGCAUAUAAACAAAUUUUAUAUUUGCCAAUUAAUAUUAAUGUCUAUGCUCAUGUUAAGACGAAGUGUGUGUUGCUUCACUCUAAACUCUGAAGCUGGUUGAAAUGUGGACAGAAUUAUUCUUGACACUGAUCAAGUAUUUCAAGUCCAUUGUUCUGGGUAGCAGGUUUUCUUGAUAACAAACAUCAUUAAUGAAUAUACAUCAAGAUGUGAAAUAUUCUGCAAUGUGAAAUGCAUCACUGGAGUCUGUAAGAGAUGCAAUAAAUGGUGAUAUUUGAAGAAAAAAAA
Molecule: messenger RNA, 1479 nt
Organism: Cyprinus carpio (common carp)
Lineage: Eukaryota; Metazoa; Chordata; Actinopteri; Cypriniformes; Cyprinidae
Product: charged multivesicular body protein 5-like
Biological process (GO): late endosome to vacuole transport via multivesicular body sorting pathway; vesicle budding from membrane
Cellular component (GO): multivesicular body
Source: RefSeq, a predicted model, not a curated record